CCUGCCCCCCUGCCACCCCAUCUGCGAGCCGCGGCAUGGGCCUCCGGCUGGGCCUUCUGGCGGCAGCUUCUGCCUGGCGCUCCGAGUGUGAGAUCGAGGGUCUGGAUGUGCAGGUGGCCAUCCAUGGCUUGGGCAGUCCCCCGGACCCGGAGCGCCGGGUCUGCCGCGUGGUGUGGCUGGACCACAAGGACCUGGCCGGCGCAAACCCCGGAGAGCUCGCAGGGGAGGUGGACUAUGUCUUCACCGACUCCCGCUCCUUCGUGCCCUUCCGGAGCCGACAGGGCCCGGUGCUCUUCUUGGAGAACAUCUCCGAGUUCCGAGUGCCCGACGAUUUGGACGGCACCAUGGCCGGCAAGACCGAGCUGCUGUCCGUGCUGAUGCCCUCCCCUCAAAGGUGGGAUGACUUGGCCACCGAGAUCCACCGGCAGGCCAUGGAGCUGAUGCCGGAGCACGUCUACACCGACGACGGCGACGAGGACACGCGGAGGCGCGCCUUCGAGCGGUACCGCUUCUGCUUGAUUCCGGAAGAUGACUCCACACGACACUCGGUGUCGCCAUUGUUCAUCCGCAGCUUGUAUCACACCAUUGCAGUCUUCAACGGCUUCGUGGAAGUUGGGGCCAUGGUGUUCAACGCCAUCGCCGAUUUCGACUCCAACGACUUCAGCCUCACAGAGACGAUGGACACCCUGAAGCGGCACAACCGACACAUUGGCGCGCUGUGGCACUACCAGCGUAUCAUCCAGGAUCAGGUGCUCUACAGAUACAACCGGCCCUUUGAGGAGAAGCUCUACAGCCAGGCCUGUUCCAUGUGCAGGCUUCUGGCAGAUGAACCUUCUCCGCUGGUCUUCGUGGGCAUCUACUCCGCCCGGAGAAACUUCGAGAAGCGGCAGGCGGUCAGGGACACAUGGGGCCGGGUGCUGUCCUCCUGGAACUUCCGGUACCGCUUCUUCCUGGGCGAGGCCAGCAGCGGCGCUUCCAGCGAGGAGCGCCGCAUGCGCCGGGAGAUGGAGGAGCACAACGACCUCGUCUUCCUGCCGGUGACGGAGGGCUACCGGAUGAACAGCCGCAAGGGUCUGCUCUUUCUGGAGUGGAUCGCCCAGCGCGCGGAAGCGGAGUUCCUGCUGAAGACCGACGACGACGCCGCUUCGGUCUUCGGCUGGCUGGUUUCGGUGUACCUGCGUCUGGAGCCGGUCUUCAGGCAGUUGCAGCACAGGGUUCCCGCGCAGUACGCCUGGGCGAUCUUCGACUACAUCAGCCCGGUGCCACGGGAGCCGGAUGACAACUUCUACAACCCGGAGGAGGACUUCCCGUUCCCUGUGUUCCCGCCUUACCCGCGGGGCGUGGUACGGGUGCUGUCCAUGGAUGUGGUGCGUCUCCUGGCCAAAGCAAGCCAGGAGGGGAAGCUGCGGAUGAUCUUCGGCGACGACCCCUGCAUCGGCGUCCACCUCCGCCAGCUGCUCUUCGACCCACACGAGCCGCUGCCCUCGCUGACGCUGGAUGACUUCGACAACCGCGUCUUCGCCAUGGAGCCCAGUUGCCACCACAACCUCUGGUCCAAGAUGACGAACCGCACUUGGGCCAUCCACCACGUGUCGCCGGAUCAGAUCCGGUGCAUGUGGCAGGCCGACCUGGCCGCCGGCUACAUUCAGGAGACGGACAGCGGCCUGCGGGUGGAGGAGCGGAACCUCGACGAGUUCCCGGACCUCUGCGGCUGCGCCACGGACGAGAGCUUCCUGGACAGGAGCGACCUGGACAAGCUGCAGCGGGAGACCGAGCGCGUCCUGGAGGACUGAUCGGAUUGCUAUGCGGUGCUCGCGAGCGGAGAG
Messenger RNA from Effrenium voratum, 1826 nucleotides. The record is from the annotation of a GenBank genome assembly. NCBI's taxonomy places the organism in Eukaryota, Dinophyceae, Suessiales, Symbiodiniaceae.